Molecule: messenger RNA, 1869 nt
Organism: Cynara cardunculus var. scolymus (artichoke)
Lineage: Eukaryota; Viridiplantae; Streptophyta; Magnoliopsida; Asterales; Asteraceae
Product: UDP-glucuronate:xylan alpha-glucuronosyltransferase 1-like
Exons: 4
Coding region: 1-1869 (622 amino acids)
Biological process (GO): xylan biosynthetic process
Molecular function (GO): glycosyltransferase activity
Source: RefSeq, a predicted model, not a curated record
AUGGAGGCUAGACAACCAUAUUUGAAUGAAGAUAUAUGCAAGAAAAGAUUUCAAAGAGGUAAAUUGAAAGACACUGAUAAACCGUUUCAAGUUGUUCUACAAGAGAAAAACGACAAAUGCAAGCAUAAAUCGUUCAAGCGCGUAUUGCUUACCAUCGUUCUCGCGACUCUCAUUGUGAUUACCUACUCAAUUGCCAUUCGUCAACAUGGAUACGUUUCCCACCACAAAUAUAGGCGACAUCUUAUGAACAUAUGGAAACGGUCACGAGGACUGGAUCACACAUAUGCCUCACAUUCAAACAUCGAAUGGGAUGAGAUCUCGAUAGUUGUCAAGAAAAUAGCUGACAAUGAUGGAAUUAUUAAUGGGAUCGGAUUGUUGAACUUCAACGAAAGGGAGAUCUUUGAAUGGAACACGCGGAUUUUCCCAUAUAGCAAAAAUCACAUCGUCUUGCAUCUUGACUCGGCCGAUGAAAACGUGACAUGGGAUUCGUUAUAUCCAGAGUGGAUCGACGAGGAACAAGAGGAUAAAGUUCCAAAAUGCCCGAUUCUACCUCAACUCGACGUUCCUAAAGAAAAGCUUGAGGUGAUCGCAGUCAAGCUUCCUUGUAGAAACCAAGGGAAUUGGUCUAGAGACGUGGCUCGCCUUCAUUUGCAACUUGCAAGUGCCGGUCUAGCCGCUUCGGCUAAAGGGGAUCGAAAGGUGCAUCUGCUCUUCAUUUCCAGUUGCACCCCGAUCCCAAAUCUGUUUCCGUGUAAAGAACUCGUGAUUCGUCGAGGCAAUGCUUGGUUGUACCAACCCAAUUUGAUGGUGUUGAGGGAGAAACUACAGCUUCCUAUUGCAUCUUGUGAACUUUCAUUUCCCUUCAAGCCUCAAGAUGGAGAUUACGUUGGUGAUGCCCGACGAGAAGCGUACGUAACAAUCCUACAUUCGGCUGACGUUUAUGUUUGUGGAGCGAUCACGGCUGCACAAAGCAUUCGGAUGGUAGGGUCUACUAGGGACCUCGUGGUACUUGUUGACGAAACGGUUAGCGACUACCACAGAAGUGGACUUGAGUCCGCAGGAUGGAAGAUUCGAACGAUCCAACGAAUAAGAAACCCUAAAGCCGAAAAUGGCACGUAUAACGAAUGGAACUAUAGCAAGUUUCGGUUAUGGCAGCUAACUGAUUACAAAAAGAUUAUCUUCAUCGACGCUGAUAUGCUUAUCUUUAGAAACAUUGAUUUCCUUUUCCAUAUGCCCGAGAUUUCCGCCACGGGAAACAAUGGGACGCUUUUCAACUCGGGCGUCAUGGUGAUAGAACCGUCAAAUUGCACGUUUCAACUUCUUAUAGAUAAUAUCGAUAAAAUAACAUCAUACAAUGGUGGCGAUCAGGGAUACUUGAAUGAAAUCUUCACAUGGUGGCAUCGAGUUCCGAAACACAUGAAUUUCCUGAAAGAUUUCUGGAUUGGUGAUGACGAGGAAACCAAGACGAAAAAAACACGUCUUUUCGGGGCAAAUCCACCAAUCAUCUACGUACUUCAUUACCUCGGGUUGAAGCCGUGGUUGUGCUUUCGAGACUAUGAUUGUAAUUGGAACGUGGAUAUAUUACGAGAGUUCGCGAGUGACGUGGCACAUAAUAAUUGGUGGAAAGUGCACGACGCAAUGCCAAGUCAAUUGCAACAGUUUUGUCUUUUGUCAUCAGAACGAAAAGCACAACUAGGGUGGGACCGAUAUCAAGCCCGAAAGGCGAAUUUCACGGACGGUCUUUGGAAAGUUAAGAUUCAAGACCCGAGAAAGAACAUUUGCAUCGAAAACUUAUGCCCACGGAAAAUUAACCGGUCUCAUGAUUGGAGUUCCCGUCCUACUCCAUCAGCAACCGCUAGAUCGUUCUGA